Molecule: messenger RNA, 4015 nt
Organism: Mycena citricolor
Lineage: Eukaryota; Fungi; Basidiomycota; Agaricomycetes; Agaricales; Mycenaceae
Source: the annotation of a GenBank genome assembly
GCUAGACCUAGAUCGUUCAACGGGAAUUCAUCAGAUUGUCGAUUGAUGCAUGGUGGCUGUGUGUUGUGCUUGCCUGGCUUUGUCGCCACUCUGUGCACUUCGAGUUGUGGCCAUCCAGGCUCUCGUUCGUCGAACGGAGGUAUAACUCAGAAACAUUCAUAUCCAAUAUCCCAACGGCCUCAACCAGCCCAAAUAACCCUACCUCAUACACGCAAUGGCUGAUUCCAACCGCAAGCGGUCGCGCUCUCCCUCGGACAGCGAGAAUCAGAAGCAGUACAAACGGGCAAACACUGGUGCAGCCCCCUCCUCGAAUGACUUGCCCAGCACUCCAGGGCCGCCCGCGACGACGGAAAUGAACACAGCGGACGAAGGGUCAUCAUCUCCUCCCCAGAAGGCCAGCGAAGAAGCGAAGAGCUCGACGAACGAGGGUGCCGCAACCAGCACCGCUGCUUCUGCAGACGCCUCCACUGCCCCAUCCCCCAUGAUCCAUAUGCGCUGCCUGAUCGUGACCCAGGACGCUUCCAUCAUCAUCGGCAAAGGUGGAAGUCACGUCAACGAAAUACGAGAGAAGAGCGGGGCUCGUGUCAUGGUGUCGGAGAGCAUUCCAGGCAACCCAGAGCGUAUCUUGAACGUCAGCGGACCUCUGGACGCAGUCUCCAAGGCCUUUGGGCUAAUUGUCCGUCGUAUAAAUGACGAGCCCUUCGAUGUGCCCUCUGUCCCGGGGAGUCGCGCUGUGACCAUCAAGUUCAUGAUUCCCAACUCGCGCAUGGGCUCGGUGAUUGGGAGGCAGGGCUCAAAAAUCAAGGAGAUUCAAGAUGCCAGCGGCGCAAGACUGAACGCAAGUGAAGGCAUGCUGCCCGGCUCAACAGAGCGUGUUCUUAGUGUGGCAGGUGUUGCUGAUGCCAUCCACAUCGCAACGUACUAUAUCGGCACCAUUCUCAUCGAAGCGCAAGAGCGCAUGCCUUCGUCCACCAAUUCCAGCUAUCGUCCCUCCACCAACCGUCGGCCACCGUCGUCAGCCGGCUCCUAUUCCGGUUCUUCAUACGUCCCGGGGUACUCUAACCCUUACGCCCCUCCCCCUCCCAGUCAGCAAACAUCUCAGGGACCACUCCAAACUCAGCAGAUCUACAUACCGAAUGAUCUGGUUGGCUGCAUCAUCGGGAAGGGGGGCAGUAAGAUCAACGAAAUCAGGGUAGCCAGUGCCAGUCAAAUCAAGAUCAUGGAACCUGGAGCUGUCCCCCCUGGGACGACUGCUGCACCGGGAGGCGAGAACGAGCGUCUAGUGGUCAUCACUGGCCAACCUACAAAUAUCCAGAUGGCCGUGCAGCUAUUGUAUCACCGGCUGGAACAAGAGAAACAAAAACAACUGCGUGGUCCAUGAGUUACUGAAUAUUUCAUUGCAUAUCUCCGUGUACAGUACAAAGCAUGUACUUGCCUCUUGCGUUUGCUUUCUUGCACCCAUUCUCAGAACCACCCCUUCCAUCUCCUGAUCAGAGGGAGGCCGCUCGCUGAGCCGACAAAACACCCCGAUAUCUCAUCUUUCCCGCUCUUAAUUUGUCCAUGCCAGCUUGUACGCCGGCCUUUGUCAUAGGAAAGACUUCGAUAAUGGGUUGGAUCUGGUGCCGGGCAGCGAAAUCUAGCAUUCUUCGGUGAACAGCACGCGAGGCUACGCUUGAGCCUUGGAUCGUAAAGCCAAAGUUGACGAGGGGAUAGAGAGAUAUUCCGAUCGGUCCAGUGUCAACCGUGAGCGGGAAAAUGGUGGCUUUGGGCUUCAGGAUUGCAAGAAAUCUACAUGAGUUAUUCAGAGGGUGAACCAGGUUGAAUCGACAACACUCACGGCUUCCAUUUAGGCUGGGAACUAGUGGUCACGAUCAAAUGGUCCAAAGGCUGCACACCUUCAAACCGAGUCACGCCUUCCGUGUGGUGGAAUUCCGUUGCACCCAGCCGAAACGCCUCCUCUUCUUUCGAUCGUGUGCUCGAGAAAACGACCACAGUAGCCCCCAUUUUGGCUAGGAAUUGGAUCGCCAGAUGUCCCAGCCCUCCGAUUCCGAUAACGCCGAUUCGCUGUGUCGGACGCAGUUGAUAAGUCUCCAUGACCUCGAAGACAGUCGCGCCCCCACACAUGAGAGGUGCUGCGUGUUCUGAUGAGAUUCCUGCUGGGAUCUUGAACAGAAACGCCGCGUCUUGGAGCGCAUAGAAACCGAAGGAGCCUUGAUUCAAGUUGGCUUUUCCAUAUCUGGAUGAUGGUUCAGAUAUACGGAAUGAACGAGCAGCGAGGGGGGUACUUUUGACGUUUGGGGCAAUACUGAUCUUGACCUGGACACCAUAGUUAGGGCUCAAGAAAGGCUCAAAACUAUCGGAUGACACACCAAGUUCGCACUGCUCACACCGACCACACGUUUUGUGUGUGUAUCCCCACCCAACAACAUCUCCGACCGUUAAACCCUGCACGUCUUGCCCGAGUUCCAACACAAUGCCGACUCCUUCAUGUCCCAGCACCAUAUCAGAGUGUCUGAAGUGUUCGUCCGUUCCACAUAUACCAGAGUGGGUGAUCUUGACCAGCACCUGGUUGCCGAAAGGCUUGGAGAUGACAGUCGAGCUUUGCACAAUCUCGCCGCUCUUGGAGCCUUUGAAGACAGUAGAUUCCAAGUAGGGCAUGGGGUAGACAUAGGAAAGAGAAGGUCGUAUUCUCGGCAGUGAGGUACGCUGUUGUUUCUGUGCAGUGUGCUAGUUCGAGAGGAGUUGAAUGAAGGACCGGGUUCGGUUGGAGCAGUUGCCGGGUUCAUAUGCAGUGUGCGCGUUCGACCUCGCUUGUCCAGUCUCAUACGACAUGAGCAUUGCGUCUUUGAGAAGCCCAAAGAGCUAGCACCACAGUUCGGGAUCCCGGUCCUAGCGGUGAGAAUCGAGGACUGGAAACAAGCUGAUAGUGUGCGCAGUGCGCACUGCUGGGCUAAGCAUGGCCACGCCACAGAAUCGGGACGGUGGAAGAUGAUCCGGAUCGGAUCACAUUGCGAGCAAACACGAUAAUACAGAUCACCAGUUUUUCGUUCUCAAUCCUUCAUGUCUUCAGUUCUCAAGGCCCAAAAGGCCAACGCGUCUUCGAAGGAGACGAGGAAGAGCAAGGGAAAGAGGAAGGCAGAUGAGAUGGAUGUGGACGAUGGGGUGACUGUGGAACCCAAGAAGAAGAAAAACAAGCAGCGAGUGCUUUGCUCUCCUCCCGCGGGAUUACGCACCGAAUGCGGCAUUUUAUGAAUGACCUGGAGGUUCUACUUCCCCAUGUUAAAAAAGACUCGAAGCUCGACUCCAAGUCCCAGCUCCAUUUGAUUCCUGAACUUGCCGAUCUGAACAACUGUAACAACACGCUCUAUUUCGAAGCUCGGAGACACGAGGAUCUCUACCUUUGGGCUGCGAAGACGCCCAAUGGACCAAGCAUCAAAAUGCAUGUGCAGAAUGUACACACCAUGGACGAAUUGAAGAUGACCGGCAACUGUUUGAAAGGAAGCAGGGGGCUACUCAGCUUUGACAAGGCUUUCGACGACACCGAAUGGGGGAGAUUGACGAAAGAGCUCUUCACUCAUAUCUUCGGAGUUCCGCCUACAGCGCGGAAAGCCAAGCCGUUCAUCGACCACAUCCUCACGUUCUCCAUACUGGACUCGAAGAUCUGGUUCCGCAACUUCCAAAUCCUAGAAAAAGAUCCCCUGCAACCUAAUGGGCCACCCCAAACUUCGCUGAUUGAAAUUGGUCCCCGUUUUGUGUUGACACCGAUCCGGAUAUUCGAGGGCGCGUUCAACGGGGCCACAGUUUAUUCGAAUCCCGAAUUCGUCUCUCCAUCUGCCGUUCGGUCUGCGAUCCGCCGGGAGCAGGGGUCCAAGUAUGGGCGACGCAAACAGGCAGAAGAGGAGGAGCUCGCCAGGAAAGAGCUCCGCAAGAGGGACGAGGACGAACUGGCUGUUUCCAAAGUCUUUGUUUGAUUUCGUGGUAAAUAACGUGACGUUCAUCUGGCUAUUUUACCGGC